AAAAACGUCCCAUCUUCUAGACAAAUAAUAAUCAUUUCUCUCGGGACCAAGCACCAGUCCUCCCGCCACUUUUCCGUUCAAGCUUUACAUUUGUAAUCUGGAUGUCUUUUGAAGCUGCUUUGCACAUGUCAUAUACCGUCAGGCCAGCCACAGUCACUGCCGUCAAGGCCUCCAUCUCCACUCUGGUCUGUCCGCAUGUGGCCACUUCCCCUUCUAUCUCAACACUCGAAUCUUCAGGGUUCAAAGUCAAACCCACUCAGACAUGCGUCAAGUUAAUAUUGUGGCACAGUGGGAAUGAAUCUGCUUGUCUCCUUUGCCCCGCUGAUUCCAGCUAUCAUAGCCACACCAAGAAUGUCUCCUUUCCCCAUCUCGUUGGCUGAAACAAGGUCGAACACUUUCCUUCCCAAAAUGACCUUGCAGCUAGCAACUGCCACUCUAUUGCUAUCCUCUUUACUGGAUACGUCUACCAUUCGACUAGCUAGCUGGGGGGUCACCAAAUAUGGAUUCCAUUUCCUUGUUAAGUUCGGCAAUAGCAUUGGAAAUAUCAUGGUCACUAGCAUUGCAAAAGAACCCGGUUGGUUGAGGCAACUUUGUAGCAACCCGGCGAAGAAACAUUGUGAGACUGGCGUAGAGUGCUUCACCUCAUCCUAAGUAAAAUGAUGAAAAAUAACUCCUAGUUGCUCUCUCUUCCCUCUCCAGGUGUCCGACGGCGACA
Molecule: messenger RNA, 715 nt
Organism: Cuscuta epithymum
Lineage: Eukaryota; Viridiplantae; Streptophyta; Magnoliopsida; Solanales; Convolvulaceae
Source: the annotation of a GenBank genome assembly